Molecule: messenger RNA, 2388 nt
Organism: Penicillium riverlandense
Lineage: Eukaryota; Fungi; Ascomycota; Eurotiomycetes; Eurotiales; Aspergillaceae
Product: CHY zinc finger protein
Exons: 10
Coding region: 1-2388 (795 amino acids)
Molecular function (GO): zinc ion binding
Source: RefSeq, a predicted model, not a curated record
AUGCUAGGGCCAGAGCCGCCGCCUUCUGCGAGUGAUGACUUGUCAGCGGCUCAGUCGCCAGGCGUUCCGGACCCAGACAGGUCGCCUCGGCCGCCCCAAUCACAUCCCCGCAAGCCUAUCAAGUGCCGCUUUUUUGCUUCCAAAAAGGGAUGCCGUGCUGGCGCUUCUUGCCCGUAUGUUCAUGAUGCUACUUCCGUGGCAUCAAAACAGAUCACAUCUGAACAGCGGUCCAGACCGGAGGAUGAGCCCCAACCUUCGGUCCAAGAUGUGGCCGCCAACAUCCAAAAUUUGACCGUGGGUGGAAAUCCAUCGACAAGUACUGCCCAACCUCAAAGGCCCGUGUCGAAAGUUGAACAGACGAAUCCAAGAGAAUUUCAGAUCAACCAGCUGAGGCGGCGCUUCCACCCGCAAGAAACAGGCAAUGAUCUGGGAUCAACUCUGACCUUUGGCUUGGCUCCAUCAGACCCGGAUUUUCCAUUUGAGCUGGACAGCUUGCAAUGUGUUCUUCAUGUCCCUUCUUCAUACCCAGGAAAAGGGCGACCCACACUGAAGGUCACGAACGCUGAUAUGGCCCCCGAAUACCAAGAAAAUGUUGCCAGAGGGUUUGAUGACAUGGUCGACUUUACUUUGCGCACAAGUGGUCAAGGGAAUCUGCUCAAUUGGAUGAAGUCUCUGGACAGACAGCUCGAGCGUUUACUUACAACCCUCGAAAGAGGCCCGAAACUGACAUUUAUCCCAAAUAUCGGUGGCAGCACUGAAGCUACAAGCUCUGAAAACGCUCAAAGCCUACUUCCAGUAUCACAUACCACAACAGCUGGGCCGAAGGUUGCAACGCAAGCGCCAAAAUCAAAACCGCCACCUGCGAAACCCACCUACACAGCCGAAGAAAGAGCGCAGGCUGAGAAACGACGGGCAACCGAGACCAAGCAGAUUGAAGCUCGAUUGGGAAGACUUCCCAUGUUUCAGAAAAGGCCAGAUGGAGUCUCUUUCAUCGUCCCCAUUCAGCCGACCAAACAAGACCGCCUACCUCGAACACUUCAAGCUGUCAAGACCGUGAAGUUGCUAGUGCCCCAACUUUAUCCGUUGGAACGUAGCUUUAUUGAGAUCCAAGGAGUCGACAGCACCGAGGCAAGAUCAGCGGAGGUGGGAUUUGCGCAGUGGAUUGAGCAGAAUUCCCAAUUGAAUCUGGUGUCUCAGAUCAACUACUUGGCCAGCAACCUGCAUAAUUUUGCCAAAACGCCACUUCCCGAGGAGCCUGAAGAUGUACCAUUGCCAGUCUUAGAAACUGUCCAUGAGCCCACCGAGACUCCCCCUGUCCAUGACGGUCUGGCAGCAGAUACAGAAGACCGACCACAUUUGCACGUCAUCCCGCGCCCGCCUGAAUGGUCUGUUCCAGAUGGAAAUAGUGGCGAUGAAACCACAGAGGAGUCAAGUUAUGACGAGGACUCAUUCGAGGAAGAAGAAGAGGAAGAGGAGGAUGGCGGCGCACCUAUCCCUGCAAUCCUGGACAAGCCUCCUGGAAAAGGUGUUGCUCUGUCAUUUCCUUUCCUGGAGCUGUAUGGCAUCGAGUUAUUGGAGCUUACCAAUCUCUAUAUCACGGUCAAAUGUGAACGAUGCAAAGAACCCCUCGAUGUGAAGAAUGUGCCGCAGGCCAAGGAUGAAAAGGAUGUUUCGCCGAAGAUGGAAUCGUGCAAGAAAUGCGCUAAUCCUAUGAGCAUUGCCUUCCGGCGACAGCUGAUGCAUUCUCAUUCCAAUCGCGCUGGUUACUUGGACCUCGAUGGCUGCACCGUAGGGGAUCUUCUUCCAAGUCAUUUCAUUCCAACAUGUUCCGAGUGUUCGACCGUAUAUCCUUCUCCUGGAGUGUCGGCCGUUCGUGGAGAAAGCGCUAUGGCGAUUUGCCGACACUGCCAUCGCAAGAUGGUCUUAAAGAUUCCAGAAGUCAAGUUCCUGGUUGUCGGGACCGCAGCGGUAUCUGGCCGCGGUGCUUUUCCUAUGAAGAAGAAGCGCAAGGAGGUCCUGGGUAUUGUUGCUGGCCAGGAGCUGCCUCGACGUGGCCGUUGUCAACAUUACGGGAAAAGCUACCGCUGGUUCAGAUUCAGCUGUUGUGACAAGGUCUUCCCAUGUGACAGAUGCCACGACGCUGAAACAGAUCAUCCCAAUGAACACGCCAACCGCAUGAUCUGUGGCUUCUGCUCUCGAGAACAGAUUUACAGACCCGAAGCCUGCGGCAUCUGCAAAGCAGUCCUUGUCGGUAAGGCGGGCAGUGGAUUCUGGGAAGGUGGAAAAGGGACCCGAAACCCGGCGCUGAUGAGCCGAAAAGAUCCUCGGAAAUACAAACGGCGAGGCGCAACCGUUCCUGGUGGUUCCAGCUCAUCGAAAAAGAAGUGA